Molecule: messenger RNA, 1420 nt
Organism: Camellia sinensis
Lineage: Eukaryota; Viridiplantae; Streptophyta; Magnoliopsida; Ericales; Theaceae
Source: RefSeq, a predicted model, not a curated record
AUGGCAAUGAAGCUCGUAUUAUUCGCACUGUUGAUGAUAAAAAAUGCCUCAGCCGAUGAACAAACUCACACUGAAAAAUCUCCGAGCUGGGUUUCAACCGUCGAGAGAAUUCUCUAUCAAGGUCAACUAAAAUUCUUACUACGGCACGGACUACGAAGGCCGCGACACUGGCGACCAUGGCUGACACCAGUUUCACCGGUACCAAGGACAAGGACAGGGAGAAAUCCGGACGUUGUGGUAGCUCAGGACGGGUCUGGAAAUUAUGGUACUAUUAAAGAGGCUCUCGAUGCGUCACUUGAUAGAAGAGAUGAUAGUAGGUUUGUAAUUUAUGUGAAGUGUGGGACUUACAAUGAAUACCUAGUUGUGACUGAGCAUAUGAAGAAUGUAAUGCUUUGUGGGGAUGGGAUUGGAAAUACUAUUAUUACAGGUAGCCAUAGCGCUCGAGCAGGGUACAAGACAUGGAAAGCUGCUACUGUUGAACCUCCCAAAUUUCUGGUUAAACUUGCAGUGGUUUGUGGCGAUGGAUUCGUUGCCCGAGACAUCACAUUCAGAAACACGGCUGGUCGCGAAGCCUACCAAGCACCAGCACUGGCAUCAAACGCACAGCACUCCGCCUUCUACCGGUGCAGCUUCGAAGGAUACCAAGACACCCUCUACGUCCAAAGCGGCCAACAAUUCUACAGAGAAUGCGAAAUCUCUGGCACCGUCGACUUCAUCUGCGGCAACGCCGCCGUAGUCAUCCAAAACUCCAACAUCUACGCCAAGCGAUCACGCACCGGCAAAGAGAUCGUCAUCGCAGCCUCAAACAGGAACUCCCAGGACUCCCGAACCGGGAUUGUAAUCCACAAUUGUCGAAUCAUGGCUGGAUCGGAUCUCAAACCGGUGAUGCACUCGUACAAGAUUUACUUGGGCCGGCCCUGGAGGCCUUAUGCUAGAACGAUUUACAUUCAGGAUGAGUUUGAUGUGGCGGUGGAUCCCAAGGGGUGGGUGGGUACCGAUUCGAGUUCGGGUGUUGGGAGUGCUGAUUUUAGAGAAUAUGGGAAUAGGGGUUGGGGUGCUUCGACUAGGGGGAGAGUAAGGUGGUCUGGUUAUCGAGGUACAGUGGACUCAAGUGAGGCCGAACAAUUUAGUGUGGCAAAUUUCAUUCAAGGCGAUUCGUGGCUUCCCGGUACAGGAAUUCCUUUCACUUCUGGUCUUUAAUGUUAAAUUCAGAGUCUUAUGUUAGAUCAAUAUGGAAUCGAGAAAAAUGUGUUUCAUGGAAUGAUUUCUUAGAAAUAGAAAGGUAGUAAGGAAUAAAGGAUCUUUUUCAUUGUUUUGACAUAAAUUUCGUUUUUGGGAAUUCUAUUUUUAGAAUUUGAUGAUUACUUUUGAAAUAAAAUUGGGUAGCUUUUAUUUUCUCAAAGUUAAUAAUGCAAAUUAU